This is a messenger RNA of Trifolium pratense (red clover), 1203 nucleotides long. RefSeq lists its product as uncharacterized. The transcript has 3 exons. Lineage: Eukaryota; Viridiplantae; Streptophyta; Magnoliopsida; Fabales; Fabaceae. The record is from RefSeq and is a predicted model, not a curated record. Bases 1 to 1203 code for a protein of 400 amino acids.
AUGGUAACAGAGGUUAAGACAGUGGAGACAGACAAAUUUUGUUCUGGGAGACAGAGGGGUAAUAGGCUGUAUAGGAACAGAACAUUGUCCAAGGUUGUUGUACAGAAUAGUGUUUGUUGGUGGCGAUGUAUUGUUGAUGCCGAAGCCAUUUGGUUUGAUUUAGUGCGGUUCCGGUAUAAGGAGAGUGUUGGUAACUUGUUAAGUUGGGACGAUGGUGCUGCAAGAUCCAAGGAUUCCAUUUGGUGGCGUGACAUCUUGAAGGUGGGGGGGAAGGAAAAUGAUCUAUGGUUUCCCAAAAGUGUUAGUAAUGUGUUGGGCGAUGGUAAUUUGAUUGGAUUUUGGAAAGAGAAGUGGCUAGGUGAGAUUCCAUUCCGAGAACUUUUUCCAAAAUUGUUUAAUAAAGAAGUGGAUCAUAAUGUGGUGGUAGCUGAGAGGUUAAUUGGACAAAGAGCUAACAGAAUUUGGGGUUGGCAGUGGAGAAGCACCUUAAAUUCAGAGGAACAGGGUGAAUUAUUAUACUUACAGCAGCUGCUGCUGGAUGUGGAUGUGAUGCAGGAUAAGUCAGAUCAGUGGAGAUGGACGCCGGACAAUACGGGGAUGUUUUCAGUUAAAUCUGUCUAUUCUUUACUGCAAAAUGGUAGAACUGCGCGGGAAUUGAACACAAAUGUAUUAACAUCUUUGCAGGGGAUGUGGAAUAACGAUAUCCCAUCAAAAGUUGGUGUUUUUGGUUGGCGAUUACUUAUUGAAAAAUUACCUACAAGAGCAGCUCUUGCUUAUCGAGGUAUUUUAACUAAUUCUCAUGAUUUAUCUUGUGUAUUUUGUUUCAAGGAAUUAGAGGACUGCAAACAUCUCUUUUUCAAUUGUAACUUGAUGCAACAAGUGUGGAAAAGUAUCUAUCAAUGGGUAGGCUGUGCGUAUCAUCAUUAUGAGGAAGGAUGGAAGCAUUUUAAUUUCUUUGGUGAUAUUGUUAAAUCGAAAAAGGGAUCGAAAGUGAAACAUUUAAUAUGGCUAGCAACCACUUGGUGUACUUGGAGGGUACGGAAUAACAUCAUUUUUAGGGGGACUAUAUUUGAUCGUAAUCAGUUGGUAGAUCAAAUUAAGUUCAUUUCGUGGUUUUGGUUUAUUGGUCGGUCGGGUAGAGAUUGCUCAUAUUCGUACUAUGACUGGUGUGUUAAUCCUGUAGAAUGUAUUCUUAGCAUUUGA